AUGACGCUGCUUCGCAAAAACCUCGCGCUCUCCAGUGCAAUCGCGUUGACCGGAACCGCCAUGCCAAUCUUUCUGUCGAUCGUCCUCUUGCAUUACGGAUUCAAGUACGGGACGCUCGAGUCGUUUGCGUCCGGCGCUGCGCUGAGUUCGACGUCGUUGGGCACGACGAUGGCACUGCUAAAACCGGAAUGGCGGGCGACAGUGGCCGGAACGGCGUUGAUGACAGCAGCUCUCUUGGACGAUGUAUGCGGCUUGGUCAUUGCGGCCGUACUAUCCCAACUUGCCGGUGCCAGCGUCGUCAUCCCUUGGUACAUCAUUGCCCGCCCCAUUCUCGUCUCUCUGGCGUUUGCGAUUGGGACGUUCUUUGCUGCUUUGUCGUUAGGCUGCUUAUUCCGGUGGUAUCCGGUGAAGUUGCGGAACAAAUCUCUGCUUUUCAUAAUGAUCGCAUUGCUCACUGGAUAUGUCGCUGGUUCCCACUAUGCAGGCACCAGUGAGCUCUUUGGCGCGUAUCUGGCGGGUGCAUUGCUAGCUUACAUCUUUCCGCGAGACGGUAGUCUCAGUGCAUUCGAAACCCACAUCCGACCUAUCCUCCAUGUUUUUCUGUCCCCCGUAUUCUUCGCUUCCAUCGGCAUGGCAUUGCCUAUUCGAGCGCUGGGAUCGAUAAACGGAUCAAACAGAGUCGUUUGGCGCGGAAUCGUGUACUCGAUGCUGAUGGGCUUGGCCAAGUUCUGUUCCGCAUUGUGGAUGUUGGUUUGGCGGACCGACGUCCGAUCUGCGGUCCUUGUAGGCUUUGGAAUGAUAGCUCGUGGUGAAGUGGCCCUCAUUGUCACUCAACUUGCCCUUCCUUUGCUGAGCACUGAAGCAUACGCCGUUGUGACGUGGGCGACUCUGCUCAAUACUGCCGGUGGAGCGAUCCUCGUGGGAUGUUUUCUUCGAAGAGUGGCUGAAAUCGAGUGA
This is a messenger RNA of Mycena citricolor, 957 nucleotides long. The record is from the annotation of a GenBank genome assembly. NCBI's taxonomy places the organism in Eukaryota, Fungi, Basidiomycota, Agaricomycetes, Agaricales, Mycenaceae.